AUGAUCCCACGUCUCAACGAGCCCCCGCCGCUUGCAUGGGUCACAAUGGAGGCUGAAAUCCGAGACGAGGACUACCGAUUAGGGUCCUCGGCCAUCGACGAUCCCCUCUCCCAGCAUCGCCCGUCAUCUCAUCUCCAACAGCCAUUCCAGCACCAGCCGUACCACCAACAGCACCUCUACUCCGACUUUCCCACCCAGCGCCUCCAGCCCGCUGACCUGGCCUCUUCCCUCGACCCUCACCAUCACCCGCCUUACGCCGAUCCGACUUUUCCACCCCAUCCUCCCCCAGCCGACGCCCGUCUCAAUACUGCCCAACCUGCCCGAACCUCUGCCUCCUCGCCGGGCCGCAGGUACACCGAUGCCAAUCUGAGCGCAGUCGCCGCCAAUGAUCGAGCCGCGAUCCCGAUAGAUCCACAUGAUUUCUACCGUAGUUAUCAGGACACGAAUACUGGUGCACUAGUUGCCCACGAACUCGACUCCGAUCUCCCAAUGGCCACCACCGCCCCAUCGCGAGGCCAGGACACCUCGUCCCCCUCGACCGCCGCUCAUUCCUCCUCACGACUCCCCUCCGGUGCCAGCAGCUCGCGAACUCCCCUCCGUCAAAACUUGCGUUCCGUCUCUGCUCCUCUUGGGGACGAUCGUUCCUCUACCAACCCUUCCAAGGCCGGUUCAGCUGGCCAGCCAAGUGUCAAGGAUCUCCGGAAAAAGUUUGAUCAGGGCGGCUCUGCCUCCAUGAUCCCACGCCCGCCAGCCCGUUCCUCGCUGGUUCACCGUCCUACUUACUCGUCUAGGAGCAGAGCGACGACCCCAACCGGUGGGCCCUCCACCACCAACACCGCCGCCGGUCAGUCUUCCUCUACGGCGUCCUCCAGGUCCAGCAGUUCGCGAAACCAGUCGUCAAUCACCGACCCCACCCGAUCGAGCAGGCCCAAGUCAUCUCAAAACAACAACGGGCAAUCAUUCGCCAAUCGCGUUAACAAACCCAAGUCGAGCACUUCUUCCAAAUCCACAGGCACAAGAUCUACGACGCAGUCCUCCCGCGAGCGCGCCCCAGCAUCCUCGUCAUCCUCCGCUGUCUCGCACUCGCGGAACCCUUCUCGCGCUUCCCAGCCUAUACUAUUUGGCGAGAUCCUUCCGGAUCAGCGAGACACCCUGGCUGUAGGAUACGGCAUCGAAAAUGCCCUUCCGCGGGCCCCAUCGGACACCGAUUCCGAUUCACGGCGGCGGACUUUUUCCGAUAUGGGGGACGGCGUUCCGGAUUCGCCAACAGACUGGUAUCGACCCGAAUCUGCUCGCCGUGCUAGCGAGCUCUCGACACGAUCAUCCGCCACACUACACCCCAAUCUACACGAUGGUAGCUACGCUGGGGCUGCGCCGCCUUCCUCCCCGGGCCCCGCCGCCGGCCAACUUCCCCCAACUCAAGGCCCAGGCAGCCGGUUUCGGUCGCCACAACUGCGAGCUCAGGCUAAAAAUUCGGACCGCACCCCCAAGUCGCCGACAAAGCAACACUGGAAGUCGCCUUCUUCGAGUACUGAGGAAAAGAGCAGCAGGAGAAGAAAGGUAUCGGUUGGUAACAUCGAUUUUGAGCAGCGAAGGGAGCACGUCAAGUUGGCCUACCGAAAAUCCAUUCGACAAUCCAGGAUUCAAGAUGCUAAGCGAGCCGCAAAGGUUCAAGCGGACCAAGAGACGGAGGAUGUGGCACCCGACACCGAGCCGACGCCGACGCCUUCCGACCAACCAACCAUUAUGUUCGAGGUGGCCUCUGAUGAUCUGCCUUCCCUAGAGAUCCUCCCCGAGACGUCGGCCAAGCCAGCCGAGCCUGAACACACGCAAACCGUCCUCUUUGAUAUUGAACCGCAACCGGGCCUUGAGGUGCAGCUGGUUUCUCAGACCGCGCCCCUAGCAGAUGACUUCCAUCAGACCAUAGACUUGGCCGUGGAUAUUCCUCCCAUGGCGUACGAGGCCAACCUUCCGACACUCGCGAGGACCGAAUACCAAUACCCUUUCGAGGAUGAAGAAGAACAGUUUGGGACAGUAGAAGGCCCUGAGCAGAUGGUGGUUGAAAUCGGCUUAGACAUCUUGAAUACUCCGACACUCCCGCCAGCGGAUGUGGCCCCCAACGACGAUUUUGAACAACCGUCGGUCCCAGGGGCCUUCAAAGAAGAUUACGAAAGUGCCGCAUAUGGCCCAGACUCGUACGAAGCCCGGGUGCGUAUGCUGAGACGCGGGUCCGACAUGUCCCAAUUCACCGGCUCUCAACAUAGCCACGCCCCCUUCCCCUCUUAUGAUUACGAUACGAGAGGUUACAGUCUCAACUUGGACGAAAACGACGUUCUUCGCAACAUCAAUCACGGCGGCGAGGAUUCCCUAACAGACGAUGUAUGCUCCGCCGAUGCCCCGGAGGAUGGCGACCAACAGGAGGCCUAUUACUCCCCACAGCCGUACCUACAAGACGCGACCUUGUCCAAUCGCGCCUCGACCUGCGAAUCCUUUGACGCCUCCCAUUCGGACGAAAACCGAGGCGAGAUGGGCGUUGGCGGUCUUGGUAUCCGAUCCACCCACGAUUCAACCCAAAUGCUAGGAGUUCCUUCCAUGCUCAUGGCCGGCAAUCGAUCGAGCCAGCACUCAACUUGGACCGAUUUCUCCAUCGAUAGCAGUGAGCCAUCAGACGCUGCAGCCCCACGCUUGUCGAAGAGCCGACUGGAUCCAUCGCCGUUGCCUAAACAUGUUGCCAUGUUUCCCGGUUCCCCUCUAGCCGGCGAGGAAGUUUCUCAACCGGCGGAAAGCGCUCGGCUCGCGCCAAUGGGCAGCCAUGACGACGAUAUGCGAACCUAUGCCGUGAGCCAUCAAUUGCCCGAGCUUGACACCGGCGAGGGAUUCGAGAUACCAUACCUCGCCCAGCAUCCAGAGGAGCGAGAAGAGCAGUAUGCGGACCCGGCCGUCCCCCUCCCCGCCCACGAACCUCCUCCGGUCCCCGCCCUCGAUGAGUUGCACGAGACGCCUCCAACCCACUUUUACGAGCUACCGGGCAGCAGUACCCUGGUCGAUUCUAAUCGUGAAAGCGAGGAUUUCACGUUGACUUCUACCAGCGCAUCCGUCAACCAGAUUCCGCCCAGCGUUUCGGAAAUAUCGCAGCACACGAGCGUAACAGACCGGGCGAGCGUAGCUGAGAGCGUAGAGAAGAACGGUCUACCUAGCAAGGAAAGGCAGCGUUUGAUCCAGCGACGGAAUGUUAUCAAGGAACUUUUGGAUACGGAAGCUGUGUUUGUCCGCGAUAUGAACAUUGUGGAAGAAAUUUACAAGGGCACCGCCGAGGCCUGUCCUAAAUUGGACGACAAGACAGUGAAGCUGAUAUUCCGCAACACGGAUGAAAUCAUCGCCUUCCAUACAGCCUUCUUAGGCCAGCUCAAGGAGGCGGUGGCGCCCGUGUAUCAGCUUGCUGGCAGGAAAUCACCGCCACCUAGGGAGGAUUCGAGAGCGUCGGAACUUACGACCAAUUCUGUGGAUAGCCAUUCGAUGAAGAGCGAGCCGGAUGAGGAAAAAGACCGGCUGACCGGGCUCGGGCCAGUCUUUAAAUCCAACAUUGACAUCAUGAAAACGGCACACGAAGGCUUUCUCCGAAACAGCGACCAAGCGGCCAAGAGACUCAUUCAAAUUCAGCAAGACCGCACCGUCAAGGUUUGGCUCAACGAGUGCAACGAGCCGAUGCAGCGAAUCACCAAAUACCCGAACCUCAUCAUCACCCUCCUCCAGCACACGCCCGAAGACCACCCCGACCGUGCCCCGCUUCUGGCUGCGAAAGACGCUUUGGAGACGGCCAUUAUUGAGAUCAACAAGACAAAGAAGAACUUUGAGCUCGUAGGACAGAUUGUCGGCCGGAAACGAAAGGAGUCUGACGUGAAGGCGGGCCUGGCCAGGGCAUUUGGCAAGCGUGUCGAUAAGCUGCAGACGUCGAAUAACCGGGCCGAGGAAGAUACCGUCUACGUCAAGCUACGGGAGCGGUUCGGUGAUGACUAUCUCCGGCUCCAGGUCGUCCUUCGCGACGUCGAGUUCUACACACGUCAGGUGACGGCGUACGUGCACGAGUUCCUUCAGUACCUUUCCUCGAUUGAGCUUGUCAUGAGGCUCCAAGCGAGCCCGUUCCCCGAAGUGGAGAGUAAAUGGGUCCAGUUUAACGUGUCCAUGAGAGACAUUGAGAAAGUUACACUAGAGCAACAUCUCUCGCGGGUCAGGAAAAGUGUGAUUGAACCGUUUGAAAAAGUGAUUAAAGCGUACGGCAACCCGUCGCUAGCGAUGAAGAAGCGUGCGAAGAGGCGCCUCGAUUUCGAGCGAGCCGAGCAGCUCAAGAGGAGCGGCAAGACGGUAGAUUCAAAGCUCAAGGAGCUAGUUGAGCAGUACGAGGCUCUUAACGACACACUCAGAAAGGAGCUCCCAAAGCUGUCGGAACUCACGGUCAAAGUUGGCAACAUCUGCCUCGCUAACCUGGUGAACCUCCAGGCUGAGUGGUACAAGAUGUGGAAAGACAAGGUCAAGGUUGUGCUAGAAAAUAGCGAUCAGAUGCCCGAGGUCGAGGGCAUCGUCUCGGCUUUCCAGCGCGACUACCAGUUUGCUCUGGACUCGGUCUCGGCAAUCGGUAUCCUCAACCCGUCGUCCAAGCCGAGGAUAUCGCAGUCCAAGAGAACGAGCACAGACGAUAGCCUAUCAAAGAAUCGACCGCGACCAUCCGAUUUAUCGAUCCGCGGCAGGGGGCCAUCAGUCAAUGGCGACGGCCCUCCAAGCCUCCCGACGCCCGAGUUUGCAGGGAGCAGCAAUUCCAGCUUCACGUUCUCGCCCACAAGCACGGCCAUACCCAGCCCCCACCACUACUAUCGGGAUUACUAUACAGGCAUCAACGGCUACCGCGGCGGGGGUGCCUCACCCAUCACCAAUGAUGCGCACGCGAGUUCACGUCCACAUGUAGCCGCCCCAGUGGCACGGCCGAGCACGGGGCGGAGCUUCGAUUCAUCAGCACCGCCGCGACAGAGCUCAGACUCGAGCAAUGCAAACGUGAGGGACUCCAACUCGACGUCAUACAAUGUGACGUACCCAGGACCGGAUGGACCGCGGCGAUUCUCGGGGCUAUUCCACUCCGCGUUGCCACUACCGGAUGAUGCAGAAGAUAGUCGGAGAUCAUCCCGGGCGUCGUCAAGGGAACGAGUCCCAACGUCGGGUGGAUACAACAUUCUCUGGCUCGCAGCAUCACUUUUCGAGUUUAACAUUGAGACAACAAAACACGAGGCCGGAUACCCGUAUCUCGUAUACCAGGCCGGAGAGAUCUUCGAUGUUAUAGCUGAAAAGGGCGAGCUAUGGCUUGCCAAGAACCAAGAUGACCCCGAGAGCGAGUUGGAUGGAUCUGGUCGAAGCACUUUGCCAAACUCGCCGACUCUUAGAAGGCCGUCAAACCGCACAUCAGCAGUUUGGGAGCCACACUCGGGAAUCACGAGGUAG
This is a messenger RNA of Parascedosporium putredinis, 5487 nucleotides long. The record is from the annotation of a GenBank genome assembly. NCBI's taxonomy places the organism in Eukaryota, Fungi, Ascomycota, Sordariomycetes, Microascales, Microascaceae.